Molecule: messenger RNA, 1774 nt
Organism: Mercurialis annua (annual mercury)
Lineage: Eukaryota; Viridiplantae; Streptophyta; Magnoliopsida; Malpighiales; Euphorbiaceae
Exons: 3
Coding region: 99-1526 (475 amino acids)
Biological process (GO): endoplasmic reticulum calcium ion homeostasis
Cellular component (GO): endoplasmic reticulum
Molecular function (GO): calcium ion binding
Source: RefSeq, a predicted model, not a curated record
CCUGCUCCAAAUUACCAAGUAGCUAGCUACUAUGUAUACAACUUAAAGCUCCCAUCUUUUUUCUUCCCUCUCCGAACAAACCCAAACCCACUACCAUAAUGACCCGACCCGUUUUCCUCCUCCUCUUCCUCCUCCUCCUCGUCAUCUCGCCGUCUCUGACCACCUCCGAUUCCCACUUCGAAGGCUUCGAACCUGAAGACGAUGACGUCGUAGAAGAAGAAGAACUCAUAAACCCCGAUUCGUUUAAACGCACUGAUCUUCCUUUAACGACAUCGUCUUCAGAUCCUGUACCGGAAAAUCUUGAUUCAAACCCGAAUCCGAACCAGGAUUCAUCAAAUUCGGAUUCCGAUAUCCCAAAGCCCACUACAUCUACGUCAACGGCGUCCGCUUUCGAUUACUGGGAUGAAGAUGAAUUCGAAGGGGUCCCCGUUCAUCAACCGCCGCCGGAAAUCCAAAAAGUUGUCGAAUCCGCCGCCGUUGACGGUAAUCAAAGCGCCGAUUUGAAGUCUACAGAAAUUCUACCGAAGAAACAAUCGUAUGUGAUUGAAAUUGUGUGCGUUUCUUUUUUGAUUUGCUUUAUAAUCAAUUAUUUUACUGGUAAAAAAGAGAAUGAGAAUUUAGCGUUAUCAUGGGCGUCGAAAUUCGCCACGAAGGACUCGAUUUUCGAGAAGAAUUUUAGUUUACUAGGCGUUGGCGACGGGGAUGAUUCCCCUUUGUUGUUAAAAGAGGGGCAGAACGUUUUUAAAUUUUACGCGAGUGGGAGGCGAUACUGUCAAGGGUUAUUAGCUACAAUGGAGUUGAAGAGUAGGCAUGAUUUGAUUUCGAGACUUUAUAAUAUGAUUGUUCCGUGUAAGGAUGAGAUUAGUUUUGAGGUUUAUAUGAAUGAUGAAGCUAUGGAUCAGGUUGUUUUUGCUAUUGCAAAGAAGAAAGCUGCGAAAAGUAUGCAGAAAGAGGUUAGGGAUCUGCAGAAGUUUGCGGGGGUUGUGGCGCAGCAUCCCGGUGGGAGGAAGUGGGUGAGCGAGGAAUUGGCGGUUAUUUCAGAGUCGAAGGAGGUUGCUGGUGAUUUGAUCACUGAGGCUGUGCUUGAACAGGUAUUUGGUGAAAAAGCUUUCGAGAAGUAUGGUAAGGGUUUCAUCUCCAUGCAUUUUUCCGAUCAACACCCGGGAACACACAGGAAGAUGCUGCUAUUCAAAUUUGCUCUUCCCAAUGCCAACAACAUGGCAGACAUGACUCGAUUGGUGGCACUGGUUCCUUAUUACAUCGACCUAGUUGGCCGCUACAAAUUGAGCUCCCAGGCUCGAUCUAAAACGGAUUCAACGAGAGUAAAAGCUGCCCAAGAAGCGCACAAAGAACUUCAAAAUGUGAGGCAAGAAGCAUUGCAAAGAAAGAAGGCAGAGAGACGAAAGAUGCUAGAGGAGGCUGAAGCAAAACUCGGUGCAGAGGCUAUCCGUAAGAAAGAAGCAAAAGAGCGUGCUCGUCAGAUGAAGAAAGCAAUGCCGAAAAUGAAAAUGACCCGUGCUCACUAGAUUUGUCAUCCUCCUCGUUUUUGUUGCUGCAGUCGGGCGGUACUCGGUCCCAAUUACAUUGUAGCUGUGUUUCUUUGUCUAGCAUGGGUUUUCUUGAUUCCAUGCUCUCAGGCAUUGUAUUUGAGCAAUUGUUCCUAAUUUAAAUUUAGCUAGCCUGCAAAUAUUACCAUCUUUGAGGGUUUGAAUUCACGGAGGUGAAACACUUUGGAAUGGUAAUUUUUUUCUUAGAAUUACGUUUUAACUUGUUA